Dalotia coriaria is the source of this 693-nucleotide messenger RNA. RefSeq names its product chromobox protein homolog 3-like. The record is from RefSeq and is a predicted model, not a curated record. The coding region runs from base 58 to 645 and encodes 195 amino acids. Gene Ontology annotation, molecular function: chromatin binding. Lineage: Eukaryota; Metazoa; Arthropoda; Insecta; Coleoptera; Staphylinidae. Gene Ontology annotation, cellular component: nucleus; pericentric heterochromatin. Gene Ontology annotation, biological process: negative regulation of transcription by RNA polymerase II; chromatin organization. The transcript is spliced from 3 exons.
AAUUUUGGUUCAAAACCACCAACUAGCGUAACCUAGUGUUCAUUAUAUGAAAUAUUUAUGAAAACAAGCCUUCACACAUGUUCCAAGGUUACUCUUUCAUUAAGUUCACGUACAUAUAACAAAACGGCGUCCGAAACGUACAAUAAAAUGGCUCGUGACCGGCCUACAACACGGAAACAAGGAGACGACACCGAUGAAGAAUAUUCAGUGGAAAAGAUUCUCGACAAGCGUUUUCACAAUGGCAAAGUGGAAUACUUGCUGAAAUGGAAAGGAUACUCGAAUGAAGACAACACAUGGGAACCUGAAGGUAAUCUAGACUGUCCAGAAUUAAUCCAAGCCUUUGAGGAUUCAGUAAAACAACCACAAGUUGAAUUGACAACUGGAGCAACCACAACCAGUGAGAAAGAAAAGCCUGUUUUAGAGGAUAACCGACCAAGAGGAUUUAAAAGAGGCUUGGAAGUUGAUAGAAUUAUUGGGGCUACAGAUGCAUGCGGUGAACUUAUGUUUUUAUUAAUGUUCAAAGACUGCCAGGAAGCUGAUUUGAUUCCAGCUACACUAGCAAAUCAAAAGUGUCCUGAAGCAGUUAUUAAGUAUUAUGAAAGGAAAAAGAUCUGGCAGCCACAGGCUCUUAAACGUACAGAAUAAUAUUAACUUAGAAUAAGAUAAAAGUAUGAAUAAAGUCUUUUUUAAUUA